Papilio machaon (common yellow swallowtail) is the source of this 912-nucleotide messenger RNA. RefSeq names its product MKRN2 opposite strand protein. Bases 175 to 819 code for a protein of 214 amino acids. The transcript has 4 exons. Lineage: Eukaryota; Metazoa; Arthropoda; Insecta; Lepidoptera; Papilionidae. The record is from RefSeq and is a predicted model, not a curated record.
UAGAAUUGUAGAACAAUGGUAUUGUUAGCGACUGUUAGUUCCAUUAUAUUGUCAAUUAUUCAUUUAUAAUCCUAAAAGAUUUAUUACUAAAGUGGACCUGAAUAACCUUAGAUUAUUUGUAUAAGUAAAUUUAUAAAGGUUUAAUUGAUAAUAUUGUGUUUUUUGUGUGUUAAUAUGGAUCCGGGUAUCCUUUGUUUCCACCAUUGUGAUCACAAAGUUUUUUGUACUAUUAUUCCGGAACAAUGCCCAGUUUGCAAACAAAAACUUGAUCGAUAUGACUACAAGCUUCUACCGUUCCGAGUUCCAUAUCCGUUUGUAAAAGCAUCUCAACAUCCAAGGGCGAUAGUUAUGAAGCCAACUCAAGGUGAUUUUCUCAAUGACUACUACAAUUCGCAAGACUUGCACAUCGGGGUCACUAACUCUCACGGGUGUGUCAUUGAGUUCAAUGAGGAGGGCAUUUGGGGUGUUGACCCUGUGACAAAGGAAUGGAGCAACUGUGACAACAGCGCACACUGGGACCAGUGUCUGAUGCUGGAACAAUUUGACGAAUUGUGGAAUGAAAUAUGGGACAGUGUGCUCUUAAAGAUAAGCUCUAGUCCUCUUUGGGAAGCUCAUAGAUAUAAUGAAGAGAGACAUAAUUGUUUUACAUUUGUGCUGGCAUUCCUGAGAGCUCUAGAAUGCGGUGAACUUUCUGAGAAGGCUCAGGAUCCGAAACUUUUCUGUAAACAGUAUGUUGUUCCCAGAACUUCAGCUGCAGGGAAGUAUAUCUCUUUGUAUAGACGAUUGAAACGACAAAGUUACUUUAUACAAAGCCAAUGAUAACUUCAGACCUUAUAAUUUAUUAUAUAUUUAUUUAUUCAGGUGUGUCUGUGAUGUUAAUAUUAAAAAUAUCGAAUUGAAAUGCAUUUAUUU